Molecule: messenger RNA, 2376 nt
Organism: Culex pipiens pallens (northern house mosquito)
Lineage: Eukaryota; Metazoa; Arthropoda; Insecta; Diptera; Culicidae
Product: sodium-coupled monocarboxylate transporter 1-like
Exons: 4
Coding region: 480-2318 (612 amino acids)
Biological process (GO): sodium ion transport; transmembrane transport
Cellular component (GO): membrane
Molecular function (GO): symporter activity
Source: RefSeq, a predicted model, not a curated record
GUUCCUCGCCAGAAUUCUGUCGCGAAACGCGCGAAACUCUGACGUUUGCCGCGCGUGGUUUGCAACACCUCACCUCUGUGAACGAGUCCCGCGAGUUUUAUCGCGCGCGCGAAUUGCGAAGAGUACAGUUAAGCACGCGCCCCCCGGUAAUAAGCGAGUGCCUUAUCGAAGAGUUGUGAUUUUUUUUCCGUUUGAAUUGUAAAACUUGGUGAAGAUGAGCUCUGGAGGUAGUGGCAUCGGACUAAGCUAGAGUAGUUUACACAUGUUGCAGUUAUCAGCUAUCGGGAGCGUCAACUCGCGCGCGUCUGGCAAUCGGGUGCUUGGAAUCAGUCAGUUGGUAGCUGCAGGUUGACCCUUGAGGCCGUUAAGUGUUCGCAGGCCGGCUUGCGGGACUGUUUUGGGACGGUUUGUUUGUUUGGAUAUUAGACACCUGCGAUUUCGUCUGGCGCAAAAAAGUGUCAACCGCUUCAUCGCGUACAAUGCUGCAGCGGCAGCUGGAGGAGCCGGCCGCGGUCAGCAAUCUCUGGAACUAUCUGGCCUUUGUGGCGUUCGUGGUGAUCUCGGCGCUGAUACCGAUCCGCAAGCGACUAUGCAGCCGGCGGGUGAAAACGAAGGAAGACUACGUGUUCGGGGCCGGCCACAUUUCGACGCUGGCGAUGAUGCUGUCGAUCGCCCGCGGGACGCUCGGGGUCAUCUCGGUGCUGGGCUACCCGAGCGAGUUCUUCUACCGGGGGACGGCCAUGUGGGAAACGUUGUACGGGAUGAUGACGGCCUACCCGAUCGUGUGCUUCGUGUUCAUUCCGGUCUAUUUCGAUCUGGGCAUUACAUCGGUUUAUCAGUAUUUGGAGCUGAGAUUCAACAGCCGCCUGGUGCGAUGUUUAGCCUCGGGAACCUACAUCCUGCGUACGUUACUCAGCCUCGGGGUCACGAUCUACACGCCGACGGUCGCCCUAAACACCAUCAUCGGCGUUCCGUACUGGGCGUCACUGCUGUGCAUCACGUGUAUCAGCAUCUUUUUCAACGCGCUCGGCGGCAUGAAAGCGGCUGUUGCGGCGGACGUCAUCCAAAGCCUGAGUAUGACCGCUAUGCUUGUGGCCAUAGUGAUCUACUGCAGCGUCGAAAAUGGCGGACUGGUGCGGCUGGUUGAAAUUGGGGAAGAACAUGGACGCAUGAACUUCUUCAACUUUGCCGCGGAUCUGCAUCUCCGAGUGACUACCACGUCCGCCUGGUUGGGUGAGCUGUUCAUGUCGCUGAGUUUGCUCGGCUGUCAGCAAAAUUUUGUCCAGCGUUACCUGAGCAUGCCCAACUUUGCCAAGAUCAAGCGAACCAUGCUGAUCAACAUCCCGCUGGUUGCGGUUCUGUUUUCGUUACCCUGGUUCGUCGGAAUGGGAAUAUUCACCGUGUAUCGAAACUGUGAUCCUUUGAAGGUGGGACUUAUAGAAAAGAUGGACCAGAUUCUACCGUACUUUAUGGUGGAUUAUUUCGCAAACGUUCCUGGUGUUUGGGGACUUUUUGUCGGCACUCUGUUCAAUGGAGCUCUGACGUUGAACAUUUCCAACAUCAAUUCACUGGCGACCGUUACUUGGGAAGACUUUUUAUCGCUUGUUCCUGGACUGAAGAAGAAAACCGACAGCUAUCAACUAACUGUUAUAAAGUUCGUUGGAACCAUCUACGCCGUAUUGAUCAUGGGCAUUGCGUUCCUCGUAGGCCUUCUUUCCGGAGUUAUAGAAUCCUCAGUGCUUGUACUAUCAGCCACUUCAGGCCCUCUCCUUGGUGUCUUUAUCCUCGCAAUGUUCAUCCCAUUCGCCAACUGGAAGGGAGCCUCACUGGGAAUGAUCGUGUCCCACAUCAUAACCGUCUGGAUCGUCGCCGGUCGCCUGAUGUACGUCGAAGUAAGCAACUCAGUGCUGCCCACCUCAAUCGAUAGCUGUCCCGUCCAAUACCAAGACACCACCAACGCCACGCUCUACCUCCACGAAUUCCUCGCAUCUCGGUCAACAUCCUCAGCCCUGACCGAUGAAUCGUUCCUAUACCGGAUAUACUCCAUCUCCUACAUGUAUUACGGAGUGUUCGGUACCAUCCUUACCGUAGCCGUAGGAAUAGUGUUUAGUCUAGCCACGUGGACCGAUCUCGACGCGUACAACACGAAGAUGCUGCAUCCGGCAGUACGGUGGCUCCAUUCGCGAUCGCCCUUUGGGGGGAAAAGAUUUGGGUCGUUUGAAGUGAGCAGUGGCAAUAAACCACCGGCGUUGACCGUCGCCGUGGUCAGUCCGCACGAGGGUGGUGCUGUGCCGGAGAAGGGCGCUGAGAAGAGUUGACAAUGUUGUUAGGUUGUAAGCUGUAAAUAGAAUAAAAUUACCAUGAUACUAUUAAAAA